Sphaeroforma arctica JP610 is the source of this 291-nucleotide messenger RNA. RefSeq lists its product as hypothetical. The record is from RefSeq and is a predicted model, not a curated record. The annotation marks the transcript as partial. The transcript is spliced from 2 exons. Lineage: Eukaryota; Ichthyosporea; Ichthyophonida.
GUGGUCGACCAAUCACAAGCGUGGGAGGCGCCAAACACUGAGAGUGAUUGGAAGGAAUGUGUUAAUGUUGAACUCGUUGGAAUGGUUUGUCUGGAGGCAUUCGCAAUCCCGGAGAAGUUGACCGUUGGCUUGAAGUUGUUGGUACGAGACGUAGUAGUGAUGCAGCGGUUGUACGACGGACAUGAAGAGUGCGCCGAUGAAAGGGAUAUACUCGCAAUUAUUGGGAACGAUCCUUCGCUAAUUAUCUACAAGCCGCUUAUCGACUCCAUUGUGGCGGCAGAAGCGUAUCUG